AUGCUGUUCGUUUGUGUUCUUGCUUUGGCAAUUGAUCCUUUGUUUUUCUUUAUCCCUGUGAUUGACUCUCAUAGAUUUUGCUUUACCGUUGACAAGAAUCUUGGAGCAACAGUUUGUGUAUUUCGAACCUUUAUCGACACAUUCUAUGUUCUUCACAUCAUUUUUCUUUAUAUAACCGUGGUCGUUGCUCCUCGUUCGAAAGUAUCUUUGAGAGGCGAGGUUGUUGAGCAUUCUAAAGCUAAGAGGAAAAAACGUUUCUUCUUUUACUUCAUUGUUGACAUUGUCUCUGUUCUCCCCAUUCCUCAGGCGGUAGUUCUUGCUCAUCUUACAAGAAAGCAACAAACUGCCAAACUGGUGACAAAGGAGAUACUGAAAUGGGUUAUGUUCUGUCAAUAUAUACCGAGGAGCAUUCGUAUCUAUCCGAUUUUCAAAGAAGUGACCAGAGCUUCUGGUAGAGUAGUCGAAACAAAGUGGGUUGGAGCUACUUUAAACCUUUUCCUUUACAUGCUUCCGAGUCAUGUGAUUGGGGCUUUAUGGUACUUGAUUGCGAUAGAAAAGAAAGACAGAUGCUGGCGCGAGGCGUGUGGUAUUACACCUGGAUGUAAUCUCAAGAAUCUGUAUUGCGCACGAGGUGGCGGAGAUAACCAUCAGUUUCUAAACACUUCUUGCCCAUUAAUUGAUCCUGACCAAAUCACAAAUUCCACAGUCUUCAAUUUUGGUAUGUACAUUGGUGCAUUAAAGUCUGGGGUGGUAGAGUCAAGGGACUUUCCCAAGAAGUUCUUCUACUGCUUUUGGUGGGGUCUUCGAAAUCUUAGUGCUUUAGGACAAAACCUGGAGACAAGCAACUCCGUAGAGGAGAUCCUUUUUGCUACCAUCAUUUGUGUCUCUGGUUUACUCUUGUUUGCUGUGCUCAUUGGAAACGUUCAGAAAUACUUGCAAUCAACUACGACUAGAGUAGAUGAAAUGGAGGAGAAAAAGAGAGACACUGAAAAAUGGAUGUCCUAUCGGAUCCUACCAGAGUAUCUGAAGGAACGCAUUAGGAGAUAUGAGGAUUACAAGUGGAGAGAAACCAGAGGCAUCGAAGAGGAGGCUCUUCUUCGCAGCCUUCCAAAGGACCUCAGACUCGAAACCAAACGCCACCUUUGCCUGAAACUGUUAAAAAUUGUUCCUUGGAUAGACAUCAUUGAUGAUGGUUGGCUACUAGAAGCACUAUGCGACCGAGUGAAGUCUGUGUUCUACUCGGCGAAUAGCUACAUAGUGAGACAGGGUGACCCGGUUGAGGAAAUGCUGAUUAUCACGAGAGGCAAACUGAUAAGUAAAACUGAGUCUCUUGUAAACAACAAUUAUUGUUACCUUCGAGAAGGUGACAUGUGUGGAGAACUUCUCUUUGAUAUAAUGCAUCCACAUUCUGGUUCUCGCCUUCCCACCUCAACCAGAACAGUAGUGACACUUACCGAUGUAGAAGGAUUCAUUUUCCUACCUGAUGAUCUCAAAUUUGUAGCUUCUCAUUUCAAUCACGUUCAAAUUAUGAGAUUCAAACACAUGUUCAGGCAAGGCUUAGAAACCAGAGUAGCAUUUGAGUGGCGACAAUGGGCAGCAUUCUUCAUACAGGCAGCAUGGAGGAGACACUGGAAAAGGAAGCUUGAUAAGAUCUUAAGCACCGAAAGAGAAAAUCAGCAGACUCUACAAGGCGCGCAGCUCAGUCUGGGAGCAACACUCCAUGUGUCGAGAUUUAUAGCCAAAGCUUUGCAAAAUCAAAGGGAAAAUACAUCAGAUGUUUUCAGCUCUCCACAUACGUUACCUCCCAAACCUGCCGAUCUGGAGUUUUCAAAAGAUGAAGCAUAG
Microthlaspi erraticum is the source of this 1845-nucleotide messenger RNA. The record is from the annotation of a GenBank genome assembly. NCBI's taxonomy places the organism in Eukaryota, Viridiplantae, Streptophyta, Magnoliopsida, Brassicales, Brassicaceae.